AACAUACUAUACAAUAUUAUUUACAUAUUAUUUUAUAGUAUACAGAAAUCAAAUCGAUUUUAUUUGAUAUACUUCAAAUCACGUUUACGUUUGUCUUCAAUACAUUGUGUCUAAUCGAGAUUGGAGUUUAAUGUUGAUAAAUGAUAUUUCUUUUUACAUUUUCUUAAUUACUUUUUGGCAUGUCACUAUCGUUAGAGCUAUUAUAUCAUUAUUAGAAGACCGUCUCCCUGCUAAUAUAACUAGUCAGGUUUCCCCGCUAACCCCGCAUCCUCAUCCACUAUAAUUAUCCAUCUUCGUAUUCGUGUCUGAGUUCGCUAAUGUUUAUCUAUAAGACUUCGCGUGCUCUCGAUGUCACCGAUGUCCCCGUGCACACUUUGAAGUUGAAGAUACUAUUAUUACGAAAUAGGUUUAGCCAGGAUAUUAGAGACACGAUGCAGUUCGUCUUGAGAAGUCGAGAUAGAAACUAGAAAAGUCUUUUAGUCUUUGGAAAUUUAAAUAAAAAUAAGGUCUAUUGAUAAUACAUGAGAAUGCUUGGCCGGAGGAGGGGUGGUAUUAGUGCCGCGAGAAAAAUGGCUAAGAAAAACGUCCCAGCUGCUCUACAGACUGAAGUAUCUAAUGAUGAAGAAUGGGCUAAAAUCUUAGAGAGAAAAGGUCUAGUAGUUGUUGAUGUUUUCUCGGAUUGGAGUGGUCCUUGUACCGGUAUGGUGAGCAUAUUGAAGAAAAUAAAAAUGGAAAUUGGUGGAGAUACACUUACUUAUGCUAUUGCUAAAUGUGAUGAAAUCAGCGAUUUGGCGCGAUUUAGAGGCAAAAGUGAGCCUACUUGGAUGUUUAUCUAUGAGGGUCGCAUGGUAAACCUCAUGUUUGGUGCUCAUUGUCCAGAACUGCAAAAGAUGAUCACUAAGGAACUCCAGAGAAUAGCUGAUGGAGGGGAACCUGAAUUCUCGUUACCCGUAUCUGAAAGAAGUCCAGAGGAAGAGAAACGUUUGCAAAUUCUAGAAGAAACCAGACUAGCUAAAGAAGCAGCUAAGAAAGCAAAGAAAGAAGCUGAGGCUAAAGCUAAGUACGAAGCAGAAAUGUCACAUUUGAUAAAUUCAUUAUGCUUGGAGACAUGUCUUAUAAUUUAUCCAUGGGUAUUCAAAGAUGAAGAAGGACACCGAAGAGACAAAAAAUCAAGUCCACCAUACAUGGAACUUAUUGAGGACCUUUUGCCAGACAAUUACAUUGUAGAGGAACAAUUUCGAAAAAGACUGGAUGACGACAUUCUUAUGACAUUAUGUGACGAGUCAGACUAUGUGUUGACUGAGGACGCUAAACAAUUACUUUUGGAUGGAAAAUGUAUGUGCAUGAGAUUGAAAAUUAAUGAUAAAAAGAAAGAGAUGGACGUGGAAAAAUAUUUGCUGAGUCUAUUAUUUGGUGAACCUAUUUUGCCAGAACUUGGCCAGACGUUUGCCGAAGGAUGCUACGCGGAACGACAUCAUCCGGCAUUUAUACCUAGUGGAAAAGAAAAUGUAAUAUUUCCAGUGAUAUGGGCACCACCAAAUCCAAGAAAUAAAGCCAUAAUGUUUAAAACAAUAUUUCGCAAAUAUAUUGACACCACAUAUCCAUAUGAGGAUAAAGGUGAUAAAUACCCUAUAAUUGUAUUUAAAUAUGAUUCUACAAAGAAAAACGAUUUAAAAAUAAUACUAGAAAUGUAUAAUAGCGAAUUAGUAAAUUUUGGUGUUUUUGAACGAGACAAACCACCGGAUGCGAAACAAAUAGCUUCAUCUAUUGAAGAAUUUGAGGAAUACUCUUCAGAAAAAACUGGGUAUGAGACAUUUGUUUGUGUUGUAAAAAAAAUAAGUUCCGAAGUUUUCCUAACGUUCGCUGGUAUUGGUCCAUAUCAUGUUAGCGACUGUCCAGAAAAGGCUAUUGAAGAAUCACUCUUGUAUUUUCCAAUAGUUGGAAUCGUGGAUGACGUACAGUCAGAUGAUGAUGAGAAACUAGAGGAACUUGAAGUAGAAGGUGUUGUAAACGAAAAUGGUGAAGCAGUUAAUAAUUUGGAAGUUCGGUAAAUUCGCGGUAAGUUAACUUGGAAAUAAGUUUCUUUAUAGUAGAACUUGCUAUAAUUCCACUAAUAUUAGAACAUUUCAAAGUUAAAACCAAGUAAAACUUAAUGUUUUUAAAAGAUAUGUUUAAUUACAAUGUAAUAAGAUAGAUCAGAAUAAUGAAAUAAGUUAAUAACAA
This is a messenger RNA of Cephus cinctus (wheat stem sawfly), 2223 nucleotides long. RefSeq lists its product as uncharacterized. NCBI's taxonomy places the organism in Eukaryota, Metazoa, Arthropoda, Insecta, Hymenoptera, Cephidae. The transcript is spliced from 12 exons. The coding region runs from base 522 to 2051 and encodes 509 amino acids. The record is from RefSeq and is a predicted model, not a curated record.